AUGGGAGACGUGAGCCAUCACGAAGACAUUACCGAGGUGAAGGAUGACCUCACGCCCAAAAAGGUCGACUUGGGUUCCAAGCGCUACAAUGCCGUGUUCUUGGUGUGUGGGAUGCUGCGUCAGAUCGCUCUUGUGUCCAUCGCUGCUAUGGGGCUUUGGCCCCUGGCUUUGCAAGUCAUCCUUGUGCCUCAAAGUGUCUUUGGAGAUGGACACGGAGAUCGAUACGAACAACUGUCCUACUUUGCCUUUGAAAACGACCACUACCAAGUACUCGCACCCCGCUAUUUGGACUGCGUUGAGCUUCAAACCGUGCUCUUCAGUGGAGCGACUCCGAAACCUACGACAGAUCUCGUGCGUGCUGUGCCUCAGUCAACAUUUGAGAAAGUUCGUGCUCUUGUGGUGAACGAAACGACAGGAGACCACGCCACAAUGUUGUCGGUAUCCACGGACAUCGUCGCGCUUCCAGCUGACAAAAGUGUGUGCUUUGGUGGCGUAGACGAUGAAGGUGCAAUUCAGGUUGAAGCGCUACUAAGUGCUCAGGAUUCUCCAAUAUUCGGCGUGGAUGCAUCAUGCUUGGAAACGAGCGACGCUCAUGUUCGUGUCCGACUACAAUCUACCGAGUUUUACGUCCCCGACACGAUGGGGGAGCUCAAUCCGUCUCGAACUUCUGGUGCCAUGUUGAUUGCUUCUCUUGUUGGAGCUAAUCUGGACCCUGUGGAGAGCUCGUGUUACGAUGCAACACGUGAGGCACGGUACAUAGAGACACAGGGCAAUUCCCAGUAUCUCCGUCUGGUGUCGGUGUACUCGAAACAAUUAAUAGUUCCCGAAACUUGCGAUGAAUUCAACCUUUAUGGUGGCAAACGAGACCAAUUCGGCUGUGCGUACUCGGCUCUUGGUACGUCGGGAGCAGUGGCUAACUUGAAUUCGGACGGAGUGCAACGUACAUACUCGUUCCCAGCACCUUGGCGAAUGAUUCAGUGUAGCUUGUCUGGCGAGUGUAGCUCACUGUUGUUCACGCAGAUGUGGCUAUCUGAGUGGACUGUGGAGAAGACUUCAUUGGGUGAGGUGGUGCGACACAACUUUGUGAACCACAAAGUGAAUGAAGUCACAGUGGACAGCACAUUUAGUAUUCGACUUGUGAUCAGCUUGCAGAUCUUAGCACUCGUUGUGACGGCAUACUUGACGAGUAUGCGUGGAUGGCACGAGCUCAAAUGUGCCUUUGUGUCACCAUGGGCAAGAGUAAUGAAUGCGACAACGUCGUGUACUAUUGCGAAGGUUGUGCGGAGUAGCUAUAACUUCAUUCUGGUUGCUCAAAUGGUCUUGGGAAUGAUUCAAUGGCGUAAACAGUUAACCAUCGACUUGCUAGUAGGAGCCGAUACGAACGAGGCUGUGCUUCGAGCAUUUGGAUGUGGAACGCUGGUAGUAGUACUGGCAAUUAAUAUUGUCUUUGCUCGUGCUGGAGAUCUAAAGAUGCAAGAAAUGGAGCCGAGUUUCGCGCACGUCGUGGGAUUCCUCGCGUCUAUUGUCCUCUUCGCGAUCAGUCGAUCCAGUUCUGUAUCUGCAUCAACCCGAACUCUUCUUGCUACGGGUAUGAGCUCAGUAUCAGCCAGCGAUGUAACCAAGCAUUCAGGUUGUCGCGGCUCCGCUGUCUGCGCUAGGAAUGUAUCACUCAGCGUUUACACUGUUGUUCUUGUGAUCGUCAUUUUUACGGCAACUUUCAUUGGAUUGACGAUGCAUGCCACGUUACAAGCCUUGGUUCGUAAAAGUCCGAAGGUCGGAGUGGGCACCAAAAUGCCGUACAAAAUCGGAGUUUCAAAUGCUGAUUCUGCACCACCAGAAGUUAACUCCUUCACUCGAUUUUUGGACGAUCGAUCGCGUAGUACGUCGCUGUAUGACUGUAGCACGGAGGUGUAUGUACAGCUGUCGCCGGCGGAUGCAUUGCUUUCGACGCGAGCACAACUGGAGGCGAGUGGAUUUGUUCUGGCCACAUCAAUCCUUUUUCGAUACCGAGACCUUCCUCUGUUUCUUGUUGCUCGUAUUUUGCCUAUUCAAGUGCUAAACUUCUUCAACAUAACGGUGACAACAUACGAGCUUAUCCACACGAGCAGGACAUUGAACGAUGUUCAUAUCGGACUUGUUGCGGAUCAAGUGAUUCACACGCACUGGUCCAAGUUGAAAGAGGGGAGACUGGACUGGAUGAAUGAGUAUUUCGGUGGCAAUGGUGAGACUUCGUAUCGAUCCUCAAGAGAGUCUAUGAAACGACAGUCUAUCCAGAAGCGAGCGGAUGCGUAG
Molecule: messenger RNA, 2292 nt
Organism: Phytophthora nicotianae INRA-310
Lineage: Eukaryota; Oomycota; Peronosporomycetes; Peronosporales; Peronosporaceae
Exons: 1
Coding region: 1-2292 (763 amino acids)
Source: RefSeq, a predicted model, not a curated record